GAGACUUUCCUGGUGUGUUUGGUGCCCGAGGUCAGAGUGAGCGGUGUGCGGCGUAACAGAUGCCGCACGGAGAAAUAAGCCUUUAAUACCCACAGGACUCGGGAAGGGGCAACUACACUCAACUCACAUCAGCGACUUAAGUGAAACCCUUCACGCAACUCUCGCAGUCUCCGGUGGUGUCCUCGGCGUCGCGGUUCUGAGAAGAAAUUGCAUCCUCACGCUCAAACUGGCGCGCAGGGAACACGCGUAUCUGUUGCACUGAAGAGCAUCCUCGGAGUUAUCCACCUGAGUGGAGGGAGAACCACUCUCAUGGCAUGCUUGCCCAUUUGUUUACUGGAGCCAGGUGAAUGGUGAUUUGAAGUGGUCGUUACAGCCUUGGAAUAGCGCUACAGGACACCUUUAACUGCCAUGCCGCCCAAAAAGAAGGGAGAGCAUAAGGACACAGAUGUCGUUGAGGAAAGAAAUGCCCAGGUGCAGCUGGAGAAAGCAAAGUACAAGCCUGUGGCAUUUGCUGUACGAUGCAACUUCUCUUACACGCCAGCAGACGAUGACAACGUCCCUGUACCAGGCCAGGCUGUCACUUUUGAGGCCAGGGACUUCCUACAUAUCAAAGAGAAGUUUAACAAUGACUGGUGGAUCGGACGGCCGGUGAAGGAGGAUGGUGUGGUGGGCUUCGUCCCCAGUCCAGUCAAUCUGGAAACCAUUCUUAUCCGAAGAGAAGUCCAAGCGAGGAAAGCUGCCAAGGCAUUAGCCAA
Molecule: messenger RNA, 755 nt
Organism: Neolamprologus brichardi
Lineage: Eukaryota; Metazoa; Chordata; Actinopteri; Cichliformes; Cichlidae
Source: RefSeq, a predicted model, not a curated record